AAUAGGCGCCAUCACGUGACCCGCAUCACGUAUAUACGAUGCUGCCCCCAUACUAUAACCCACUUGUUACAUGCUGCUGCUGUGCACCACGAGGAUUCAGCUUUUUUUUCGGAACUGGAAGAUCGUCGAGGCAACACACAGCUGCAGGGCUGCGACGAGGAUGUCGGGCCGCCGCCAAGAAGGAGGGGACGCGUGCUGCUCGGCCUCGGCGUGCCGGCUGCAGCCGAGUGAGGAGGGGCCGGCCGAGCCGAGCGCCGGCGAGCGCCAGCAGCUGGCGAGGCGAGCGCUGCCGCGCAGCAAGGGCGAGACGCGGGGCCAGCGGGGCAGUGGCCUGACCCACGAGUGCGGCGUGUUCGGCUGCAUCGCGGCCGGCGACUGGCCGUCGCAGAUCGACGUGCCGCAGGUGAUAUGUCUGGGGUUGGUGGCGCUGCAGCACAGGGGCCAGGAGAGCGCGGGCAUAGUGACUUCGGAAGGCGUCUGCGCUAAGUCGUUCCACGUGCACAAGGGCAUGGGCAUGAUCAACAACAUCUUCAACGACGACAGCAUGCGCAAGCUGCGCGGCAACCUCGGCAUCGGCCACACGCGCUACAGUACCAGCGCCGCCAGCGAGGAGGUCAACUGCCAGCCGUUCGUCGUGCACACGGCGCACGGCGCCCUGGCCGUCGCUCACAAUGGUGAGCUCGUCAACACCGAGUCUUUGAGGAAGAUGGUACUGGGCCGCGGCGUCGGCCUGUCCACCCACUCGGACUCGGAACUGAUCACACAGGCGCUCUGUCUUAAUCCCCCCGAGGGCGAGCUCAACGGCCCUGACUGGCCGGCGCGUAUCAAGCAUUUGAUGCAACUCGCCCCACUCUCCUACUCGCUCGUUAUCAUGCAGAGGGAUCGUAUAUAUGGCGUCAGAGAUCCUUAUGGGAAUCGGCCACUUUGCAUCGGCAAGAUUGUACCCAUUGGUCAUUUAGGGCAUGAUUCCGAUGACGACAAUAUCGAGGCCGAAGGAUGGGUCAUCUCGUCCGAGUCGUGCGGCUUUCUCAGCAUUGGAGCCAGAUACGUGCGCGAAGUCUUCCCCGGUGAAAUUGUCGAGCUGACAAGAGAAGGCAUCAAGACCAUCGACAUCGUCGAACGCCCUGACAAAAAAGCUCAAGCUUUCUGCAUUUUUGAGUACGUUUACUUCGCCAGAAGCGACAGUAUUUUCGAAGGACAAAUGGUGUAUUCGGUGAGAAUGCAAUGUGGUCGAGUUCUCGCACGAGAAUCGCCAAUCGACGCUGAUAUUGUUAGUUCCGUUCCGGAAUCUGGUACUGCAGCUGCACACGGAUAUGCACGAGAGUCUAAAAUUCCAUUUGCUGAGGUACUAUGUAAAAACAGAUACGUAGGCAGGACAUUCAUUCAACCAAGUACGAGACUCAGGCAACUUGGUGUCGCGAAGAAAUUUGGCGCUCUGUCGGAAAAUGUCAAGGGCAGGAAAAUUAUUCUUAUCGACGAUUCGAUCGUCAGAGGAAAUACGAUUGGACCUAUUAUCAAAUUAUUGAAGGACGCUGGAGCUAAGCAAGUACAUAUCCGUAUCGCCUCACCGCCAUUGAAGUAUCCGUGUUACAUGGGUAUAAAUAUUCCAACGCGCGAGGAGUUGAUAGCCAAUCGACUGGAUAACAUAAAAUUGGCAAAGCAUGUAGGUGCUGACAGCCUGACAUACCUGUCCGUCGAGGGUCUUGUUCAAGCUGUACGACAUGGAAUGGACAAUCGUGAGAGUAGUUACAUUGGCCAUUGUACUGCAUGCCUUACUGGUGAAUAUCCCGACGAGUUGUCGAGUGAUCUCUGUUGGUGAAGAAAAAAGAUGUGUUUUAACAAAAGUGAAAUUAAUAUGAACAAUUUUAUACUUAUUGAGGCAUUUUUUUCAUGACAUCCGACGGCGGUUAGGCGCGCUCGUCGAUGUACAUAAUAUAUAAGUAUCAUUUAUGGAAUUAAGCAUGGUAAUACCUCAUAAAAUAGUGUAUGUUGAUUAUGUAACAUCUAUGUAUACAUAUGUAUGGUGAGUUUAAAUUUAAUGUACAGCUUGAUAUUUUUGUUAUAAAAAGUCACACUUUUGA
Phymastichus coffea is the source of this 2081-nucleotide messenger RNA. Its product is annotated as amidophosphoribosyltransferase-like. The transcript is spliced from 7 exons. The record is from RefSeq and is a predicted model, not a curated record. NCBI's taxonomy places the organism in Eukaryota, Metazoa, Arthropoda, Insecta, Hymenoptera, Eulophidae. Gene Ontology annotation, molecular function: amidophosphoribosyltransferase activity. Gene Ontology annotation, biological process: purine nucleobase biosynthetic process; purine nucleotide biosynthetic process. The coding region runs from base 71 to 1819 and encodes 582 amino acids.